This is a messenger RNA of Tribolium madens (black flour beetle), 693 nucleotides long. It is a transcript of the gene Rab23, whose product is annotated as ras-related protein Rab-23. Lineage: Eukaryota; Metazoa; Arthropoda; Insecta; Coleoptera; Tenebrionidae. Bases 1 to 693 code for a protein of 230 amino acids. Gene Ontology annotation, molecular function: GTPase activity; GTP binding. The transcript is spliced from 5 exons. The record is from RefSeq and is a predicted model, not a curated record.
AUGCGGGAGGAAGAACUGGAGGUGGCCCUCAAGGUGGUGAUCGUGGGCAAUGGUGGAGUGGGCAAAUCUAGCAUGAUCCAACGAUAUUGCAAAGGCACUUUCACAAAGGACUACAAGAAAACGAUAGGAGUUGAUUUCUUGGAAAGGCAAAUCGAAGUUGAUGGCGAAGAAGUUCGCUUGAUGCUGUGGGACACCGCGGGUCAGGAGGAGUUCGACGCCAUCACCAAAGCCUACUAUCGGGGAGCCCAAGCCUGUGUCCUUGCAUUUUCGACGACUGAUCGGGACUCGUUCGAAGCAGCGCAUUCAUGGAAACUUAAGGUGAAGUAUUUCGUUGAAAACGAGUGUGGCGAGAUUCCUACGGUCAUUGUACAAAACAAAAUCGACUUGAUGGACCAAAGCGUCGUCAAUCCAGAAGAAGCUGACCUUCUUGCCCGUGCCCUCGGCUGUCGCCUGCUCAGGACGUCGGUGAAAGAAGACGUCAACGUCGCUGCUGUUUUUCGACACUUAGCCGCGAGGUGCCUUGCAGAACUCAGAGAUCCGCGAGAUUAUGACUAUUUCACUACGCCCACACCUCACCACCCCAAUUCGCUCACAAUCAGUAAGUCUCCGAAAGUGGAUUUAUUUCUGACUUAUCACUUUUUCCAGGUGCCUUCAGCCCUAGUCAUUCUUCCAAAAACCACAAUGGAACUAUAG